AUGCCGGCCAACCUCACAGAGGGCAGCCCCGAUGCCAACGGGACCGUGCAGACGCUGGAUUCUCACUCGGCCGUCUGCUUCCCCACAACUUUUGCAGAAGGAGUGGAAGAAGAGGAGCGGGGGUCCUUCUACUCCUCCUUCAGGACCGAGCAGCUGAUCACGCUGUGGGUCCUCUUUGUCUUCACCAUGGUGGGAAACGCCGCUGUGCUGUUUUCCACGUGGAAGCGGAAGAGGAAGUCGAGGAUGACCUUCUUCGUGACCCAGCUGGCGGUGACAGACUCUUUCACAGGACUGGUUAACAUCUUGACAGAUAUCAUUUGGCGAUUCACUGGCGACUUCAUGGCACCUGAUCUGGUUUGUCGAGUGGUCCGCUAUCUGCAGGUUGUGCUGCUCUACGCCUCCACCUACGUCCUGGUGUCCCUCAGCAUAGACAGAUACCAUGCCAUCGUCUACCCCAUGAAGUUCCUGCAGGGAGAAAAGCAAGCCAAGGUGCUCAUCGCCGGCGCCUGGAGCCUGUCCUUCCUGUUCUCCACCCCCACCCUGGUCAUCUUCGGGAAGAGAAAGCUCUCCAACGGCGAGGAGCAGUGCUGGGCGCUGUGGCCCGACGAUUCCUACUGGACCCCGUACAUGACCGUCGUGGCCUUCCUGGUGUAUUUCAUCCCGCUGACCAUCAUCAGCGUCAUCUAUGCCAUUGUGAUCCGAACCAUUUGGAUUAAAAGCAAAGCCCAGGAGACGGUGAUUUCCAACUGCUCAGAUGGAAAGCUGUGCACCAGUUACAACAGAGGGCUCAUCUCAAGGGCAAAGAUCAAGGCUAUCAAGUACAGCAUGGUCAUCAUCCUUGCCUUCAUCUGCUGCUGGAGCCCCUACUUCCUCUUCGACAUGCUGGACAACUUCAGCCUGCUCCCGGACACCAAGCAGCGCUUCUACGCGUCUGUGAUCAUCCAGAACCUGCCGGCCCUGAACAGCGCCAUCAACCCCCUGGUCUACUUCACGUUCAGCGGCUCCUCCUGCCUCCCCCGCCGCGGGGAGCAAAGAUCAAGGGAUUCCAGAACCACAUGUCGCGAGAGGAUCGAGAGGCACGAAAUGCAGGUCGUGUCCAAGCCGGAAUUCAUCUAG
This is a messenger RNA of Miniopterus natalensis, 1116 nucleotides long. The record is from RefSeq and is a predicted model, not a curated record. NCBI's taxonomy places the organism in Eukaryota, Metazoa, Chordata, Mammalia, Chiroptera, Miniopteridae.